AUGUCUACCAAGAUAGAACGACGGUUUUUAUUCAGGGUGCCUCCACGAGGUCAACGUACAAUGGGCUGGAAGAUUUGGAUGGGCCACUUUGGUUGGCUGUGGCACAUGGUCCAACGAAUCUGGCCGAACCAGCUGCGUAGGGGACCAGCGUUUCCACUCCCGUGCCAGCCUCGAAGUCAAAAUGUCGCCUCAGGGCAAACCGGUGGUGGACUUUUUUCCAUAAAUGUGGCCUACAACCUUAUUGACUCAGUCACAUCAAUCCAACAAAUGGACAUUUCAGCCACGAAGCGCACUGCACGAAUAGGACCAUACUGCAAACUUACAAUGGGAUGGAGCGCUAGAAUCAACGUUCAGGCCAAGGCCCUGACUCAAAAGUACCGCAAAGUCUAUGAUGCGUCCGUGGUCCUGGAUGAGGCAAAGCUUCCAAUUCCAGUGGCCCUGGUCGAGGAGUUUGUUCUUGACAAUGACGAUAUGACCGGAGUUCACGAACUCAGGGGAGUAGUCGUUGGCGGGGGUAGCAACGUAGGGGGACGUCUGGUAAUGGAGAGAAGUCGCCACGAGCCAGGCAGCACAAACAAUAUUUUUGCUGGUAUUGGACCAGGUCUCAACGUACGUGGCCGUGGAUUGGUCCUCAAGGAUUCAUUGGUGGAAGCAGGGCCUUCUGGGAGUGAGUGGAGAGUUGCUGUAGUACUUCAUAGAGAAUGGGACAUGGAGCCAUGGCAAUUUACAUGUUACAGCGUAGUGGUUAACCAGCUCACACUAGCCUUGCUCCAACCAACAAUUGCUGCUUCUCUCAAAGGGUGGCUGGCCACCCAAUUCCAGAGGGUGGCUGGCCAUCCAGUACCUUGUCCUACUUGUAUAAACAAUACAGUUGAUGAGCCUCAGAAGGUAUCAAGCCCCACUCCAAGUCCUGAAUUGUUCAUAUCAACCUUCCCAAGUAAUUCCCAGAGAAAAUUCCUUACCUUCAUAGAUAGUUGUUCUACUACCCUUAUAUUCGAUUUGUCAAAGGAUCCUAGUGCAAGUGACCAAGGAGCGUAUUUGGACACAGGGAGAGAGAGAAGACUUAGAAUCUAUGCCAAAAAAGCAGAUGUCGAAUAG
Messenger RNA from Melampsora larici-populina 98AG31, 1098 nucleotides. RefSeq lists its product as uncharacterized. Bases 1 to 1098 code for a protein of 365 amino acids. The transcript has 5 exons. Lineage: Eukaryota; Fungi; Basidiomycota; Pucciniomycetes; Pucciniales; Melampsoraceae. The record is from RefSeq and is a predicted model, not a curated record.